CAUUUUAAUCUUUACCCACUUCCUGUGUACUCAUUUUAUUGUCAUGGUGCUCUCUCUCUCUCUCUCUCUCUCUCUCUCUGUGUUGGGUUCUAAGGCUUCUUACAUUAUAAAAGCUAAAAAGGGAUACAGUUGUUUAUGUUACUGAUCUUUAUCUUCGUGGCUUGAGAAUGAUGAUUCAAUAGUAGUUCAUCUACUGAUCUCCUUGAUCGCUUUGUUUUGAAUGGACACAUAUGGGUUUCUAGGCUUUUUCAUCUUCUUCUCUUUUUAAUUUGCUCAUUAUUUUUGGACCCAAUUACACAAAGUUGUGAUGAUGGCACUGUCUCAUUCUUGAGUAUUUUUUUUUGUGGGUUUUCAAUUUGAUUACGUUUGGUGUUCUGCCAUUUUUUGGUUACUUGACAAAUAGAGAGGGAAGGAAGGGAAGGUGGUGGUGUUAAAUGGGAUCUUGUUACUCUUCAUUAGGGAAGAGGGGAGUGGAUGAGAAUGGUGCAGCGGAGCAAACUACCACUGCAUCGGCAGCUUCUCCUCGGAGGCACAGGUGGAAGAAGAAAUCAGCUGGAUGUGGUGAUGAAAGUCUGCUUAAUCACAUUCCUGGCAGGAUGUCCAUGAAUGGGUCGUCGAAGAUUGCCUGCUUGUACACUCAACAGGGCAAGAAAGGCACCAAUCAAGACGCCAUGCUUGUCUGGGAGAACUUCAGCGCCAGAAGUGAUGCGGUUUUUUGUGGGGUAUUUGAUGGUCAUGGUCCUUUUGGUCAUAUGGUUUCCAAGAAAGUUCGAGAUUCCCUUCCACUUAUACUAUGUACUCAGUGGAAAGAUGGUCCGAAUGAUGAACAAAGCAGCCCUCAUAAGGCUGGAAACACUCCUGGAAGCACAAAUUCUGAGGAAACUGCAUCUGCAAGCAUGGAUGAUGAGUCACAUGAUUCUUUGGAGUCUGAGCAACAUGAACAAUUCCCAGAGAUGUAUCUACCACUUAAAAAGUCUAUGAUGAAGGCAUUUAAGUUAAUGGAUAAGGAACUAAAAUUGCAUCCAACAAUUGAUUGUUUCUGCAGUGGAACAACUGCUGUGACUUUGAUAAAGCAGGGCCAGGAUCUUGUAGUCGGAAAUCUUGGUGACUCCAGAGCAGUUCUGGCAACUAGAGCUGAAGACAAUUCUUUGCUUGCUAUACAAUUGACUGUGGACUUGAAACCUGAUCUGCCAAGGGAAGCUGCCAGGAUCCACCAAUGUAAAGGAAGAGUUUUUGCCUUGAAGGAUGAGCCAGAGGUUGCACGCGUAUGGUUGCCUAAUAAUGAUUCUCCUGGUCUAGCGAUGGCUAGAGCUUUUGGGGACUUCUGUCUGAAGGAUUUUGGUUUAAUUUCUGUCCCAGAUAUUUAUUAUCGUCACCUUACUAAGAGAGAUGAAUUCAUCAUUCUCGCUACUGAUGGGGUUUGGGAUGUCCUCUCUAAUAAGGAAGCUGUUGACAUUGUGGCCUCAGCCCCUGGACGGGCUACAGCAGCCAGAGCCCUUGUAGACUGUGCAGUUCGAGCAUGGAAACUUAAAUAUCCUACUUCCAAGAAUGAUGAUUGUGCUGUUGUGUGCCUGUUUCUUGAUCAAUUAUCUGCAGCAAACGCCGAGGUAGAAGAGUCAACAAUGAAAAUGAUUCCAGAGGAAUCAUCAGAAUGCAUAUUAAAAACCAAUGAAAAUGAUAGUCAACCUGAAGUGAAUGAUGAUUCUCACGUAUAUGUUCUUAGUCAUUCGGAUACAAUACGGGGUUCUGAUGAGAUUGUGCCCGUCUCUGAGUUGACAGAGGAGAAGCUUUCUUUAAAGAGCCAGAGCCAAUCAAAGAGGAGCCUGGCUGAGUGCAUUUCAACUGCAGAAGACGAGGAGUGGUCGGCCUUAGAAGGUAUUACAAGGGUUAAUAGCCUUCUAAGCCUUCCUAGGUUAUUAUCUGGUGACAGAAGAACAACCAGUUGGAGGAAGUGGUUAUGAAAUGUCUGAUGGCCUUUGUUGCGUUCCCUCGCAACAAACACGAAUACUAAUUAUUCCGUUUCUGCAACCGAAUCUCGCUUUCUCUACGAACUAAACUGAUGAAAUUCAUUGGUCUUGAGGAUUUAUGUAUCUGCUGGCUGGAAAUAUAAAUGUAUAUGUAUAAAUAUAAGCAGGCCAGCAUAUUUUGAGGCUGGAGUUCCCAUUAGGUUAGGUGUAUAUCCCAACUGAAAAAAUACAUACAGGCCUCUUCAGUUUUUGUUAGUUAUGUUAUUCUCUGGAACUUGGAUUGUGAAAUCAUGUUGUUUCUUGCCUAGAGAUUGAAUUCAUGUUAGUGGGUUUUUUUUUUCUUAA
Messenger RNA from Manihot esculenta (cassava), 2312 nucleotides. Its product is annotated as probable protein phosphatase 2C 6. The coding region runs from base 435 to 1961 and encodes 508 amino acids. Gene Ontology annotation, molecular function: protein serine/threonine phosphatase activity. The record is from RefSeq and is a predicted model, not a curated record. Gene Ontology annotation, biological process: protein dephosphorylation. NCBI's taxonomy places the organism in Eukaryota, Viridiplantae, Streptophyta, Magnoliopsida, Malpighiales, Euphorbiaceae. The transcript is spliced from 5 exons.